Caenorhabditis briggsae is the source of this 1626-nucleotide messenger RNA. Gene Ontology annotation, molecular function: transmembrane transporter activity. NCBI's taxonomy places the organism in Eukaryota, Metazoa, Nematoda, Chromadorea, Rhabditida, Rhabditidae. The record is from RefSeq and is a predicted model, not a curated record. Gene Ontology annotation, cellular component: membrane. Bases 1 to 1626 code for a protein of 541 amino acids. The transcript is spliced from 8 exons. Gene Ontology annotation, biological process: transmembrane transport.
AUGUCUUCAAUCAUCCCUACUCUCUCUCUCUCUUUCUCCUUAUUAAUCUCUUUCGUCUUUUCUAAAAAUCCUCUCAUUUGCCCCCAACCAAAGAAUAAAACCAUCGUCUCUAUUUUUUUUUUCAUAAAAAUUCGAUUCCCAAGAUCAGAAAAACGGAUUUUUUCCUCUUUUCUUGUGACGCCGAUGUGGUUCGAUAUCAAUCGAUUCCACCUUCUCGUUCUCCUCACUUGGCAAUUCUCCAUAUUUUUUGCUUCACAACAAAUCUUUCCGAUUUUUUCGAAUUAUGUCCCACAAUGGAAAUGCGGAGACAGUGAGCCAACAUCGGACUGCGACGUCUACCAAACAUGCAAAGCCAACCUAACAUUCGUAAAUGUGGCAUUCAAAUCAGCGGCAAUGGAAUAUGACUGGAUUUGUGGAAAGUCUGCGUACCUGAAAUCUCUUUUCUCUCAAAUUCAAUUUGCUGGAGUAUUAUGUGGAACAUUUUCUUUUGGAGCAGUUUCAGAUGUUGUUGGAAGAAAACCAGUUGCAGUCUUUGCACUUUCUCUUGGAAUCCUCAUGAACUUUGUGACAGGAUUGGCUCCAAAUUACCAACUUCUCCUUGGCAUCCGAUUCUUCCUGGGCCUUUCCGUCGGAGGAACUCUUGUUGUUGUAUGCACUUUUGUCAUGGAAAUGCUCCUCCCAAAACAGAGAAUGGCACUUCGAGCAUUCUUUAAUUGGGGAGUAGCUCGUCUUAUGAUGACACUGAUUGCAAUGGCGCUUCCAGAAUGGAGAAUCUCUUCAAUCGCAUGUGCAAUUGCUGCUCUUCCAGCACUUAUCAUUAUUAUUUUUGUGUUCCCGGAAUCUCCAACUUGGUUACAUAACAAGGGAAGACUGGAUGAGAUGAAGAAAAGUGAGAAGCAUAUCGCCAAGAUGGCUGGAGUUUCGUAUGUUCCCAUUGAGCAUCAGAAAAUUGAGCAUUCCAAGACAGUAAUGGAAAUGCUCCAAACAAAAGGAUUAAUGCGUCGUCUAUUUGUUCUCUGGUCCAUGUGGUUCGUUGCCUCAAUCUGUGGAUAUGCAACUGAUUUGAAUUCGAAUACUAUUUCUGGAGAUCUCUUCGUCAAUCAAAUUCUCUUCUCCAUUCUCAUCGCCGUUUCCAAAAUGAUCCUCGUCAUUUUCGACACUCAUGUUCCUUCGUUCCGUCGCAGAACUCUUCAUCAAGGAGCUCAACUUGUUGUCUGCAUAUGCUUCCUUAUUCUCACUUUCAUGACUUUCUAUGGAUACACUGGUCUUGCCUUCCUGAUUGUGAACCUGAUUGGAACAGUUUUCAUCGAGUAUACAUGGGAUGCUUGCUAUCUUUGUGCCGUCGAAAGUAUGGAGACCGCUUGUCGUGCAUCCGCCACUGGAACAUGCUCACUUGUGGCCAGAAUCGGAGCUAUUCUUGCACCUAUGCUAAACUACGCAAAUCUCUGGUGGCCUCCAUCUGUCUACCUCACUGUCGUACUUCUCGGAACUAUCAAUCUCAUCAUCUCAUACUUCUUCUUGGUUGAAACUAAGAAUGUCAAUCUUGACAACGUCCACAUCGACCCAUCAUCUGAAGAGGGAACGCCAAUGAUCGACGAGAAACCGUCACAGAAAUCAGAUCAAUAG